This is a messenger RNA of Trichomonas vaginalis G3, 471 nucleotides long. RefSeq lists its product as uncharacterized. The record is from RefSeq and is a predicted model, not a curated record. Bases 1 to 471 code for a protein of 156 amino acids. NCBI's taxonomy places the organism in Eukaryota, Parabasalia, Trichomonadida, Trichomonadidae. The transcript has a single exon.
AUGAACGCUAGAGGAAAGCACGGCGAUCCUGCUAUCCUCCGGCCAAAGGCAGGAACUCGAUCUUCGCUGAGGCGUGCUCCAGCAAAAACUUAUCAGCAGUCGAGUUCAAGGGGAUAUGAUUCUCCCGAAAUUGACCAAAUCAGAGAAUCUCUUAUGGAAACACCUGAUUUCACUGGCAUAGAAAUGCCCAAAUUAAUCAAGGUACAGGAAAAUAAUAAUGAAUAUUUAUCAUACUGCAUACAAAAUCGAAUGUAUGAAGAGGCUAAAAAAUCACAACAACUAAAUCUAUAUCUUUCACGUGAAAUUCAGAUGCAAUCACGCGAGUUAGAGGCUUUUCUUGCCACAAGUGCAACAAAUCAGAAGUUCGCCAAGUCAAAGCAAGAAAAUUCGAAAUCGUACGUAUUCUUUAUGGUGCAAAAACAUCUUGAGUUAAUCAAGAUGCUUUUGCCCCUGAUUUUACUAGAUUACUAA